Messenger RNA from Aspergillus clavatus NRRL 1, 4149 nucleotides. Its product is annotated as MRX complex DNA-binding subunit. Gene Ontology annotation, biological process: telomere maintenance via telomerase; telomere maintenance via recombination; double-strand break repair. Gene Ontology annotation, cellular component: nucleus; condensed nuclear chromosome; Mre11 complex. Bases 1 to 4149 code for a protein of 1382 amino acids. The transcript has 3 exons. NCBI's taxonomy places the organism in Eukaryota, Fungi, Ascomycota, Eurotiomycetes, Eurotiales, Aspergillaceae. The record is from RefSeq and is a predicted model, not a curated record. Gene Ontology annotation, molecular function: ATP hydrolysis activity; single-stranded telomeric DNA binding; G-quadruplex DNA binding.
AUGACACUUCCACCCACCAGUGUCCGCUCCUUCGACAACACUCGUAGCGAGACGAUCCAGUUCCACACACCUCUUACAUUGAUUGUCGGUUAUAACGGCUCAGGAAAGACGACCAUCAUCGAAUGUCUCAAAUAUGCCACCACCGGCGAUCUUCCGCCCAACAGCAAGGGUGGUGCUUUCAUCCACGACCCAAAGCUCUGUGGAGAGAAAGAAGUGUUGGCCCAGGUGAAACUGUCGUUCAAAAGCACAUCUGGAGCGAAGAUGGUAGCGACACGAAGCUUACAACUCACGGUGAAGAAAACGACCAGACAACAGAAGACAUUGGAGGGCCAACUUCUGAUGAUCAAGGAUGGCGAGAGAACAGCUAUCUCAUCUCGCGUGGCAGAGCUCGAUCAAAUCAUGCCUCAGUAUCUCGGUGUGUCCAAGGCUGUCCUGGACUCGGUCAUUUUCUGCCAUCAGGACGAAAGUCUGUGGCCCAUGAGUGAACCAUCGGUAUUGAAGAAGAAGUUCGAUGAGAUUUUUGAAGCCAUGAAAUAUACAAAAGCCAUCGACAACAUCAAGGCUCUACGGAAAAAGCAGAAUGAAGAGCUUGCUAAAUACAAAAUUAUGGAACAGCAUGCGAAGGAAGACAAGGAGAAAGCUGAUCGCGCAGAGAAACGAUCUAUCAAGCUCCAGGAUGAGAUCGAGGCGCUGCGUGUCGAAACCCAUCAGCUCUCCCAGGAGAUGCGUCGUGUCGCCGAGCUUGCUGAUAAGGCAUGGAAGGAAUCGGAGAGUUAUGCGCAGGUUCUCGGAUCCUUGGAAGGAAAGCGCAUCGAAGCAAAGAGUCUCCAGUCGACUAUUGAUAAUUUGAAACGACAUCUCGUUGAGCUUGAUGACCCGGAUGAGUGGCUGCAAUCAAAUCUCGAGCAAUUCGAGUCCAGACAGCUCCAAUACCAACAACAAGAGGAAGCUCAGAAGGAAAAUUAUAUGGAAAUUAAGGAUCGAAUCGAACAGACCCGUCAGAGGCUGGGUGUUAAACAAGCGGAGUAUGGAAAAUACGAGAAUGACAAAGCCAACUUUGAACGCCAGGUAGAGAGGAGACAGAGAAUGACCCGGGAAAUCGCUCGCAGCCACAACAUCCGAGGGUUUGAUAGUAUCCAGGACCAGGCCGACAUCGAUGACUUCAUGCGAAAGAUCCGGAAGCUGCUGAAGGAGCAAAACCAAGCUCUGGACCGCGUGAAACGAGAGGCGCAGACUGAGCUACGAGAAGUGCAGUCUACCUUGAAUGAGAUUGGACAGCGAAAGUCUGCAUUGCAGGAAAGCAAGAAUGCGGCCAAGCGACAAAUCGCCUCAAAUGACCGGGAAGCCGCCAAUUACCAGGGAAAGCUCAACGAAAUUGAUGUGGAUGAAGGUGUCCAGGCUGCACUCGAAGCAAACAUUGAGGAUAUUUCCUCUCGACUGACCGAAGCUAAGGAUCGCGCGCGAUCUGCUUCGUGGGAUAAGGAGAUUCAGGACCUGAAUUUGGAAAUCCAGAACCUCGAGGACGAGAGCUCACGACUCAAUGCUGAAUUGAUCGAAGCCACAAAACGUGCUGGUGAUUUCGCCCGGUUGGAUCAUUUGAAGAGGGAGCUGAAAGAGCGGGAGCGUAGCUUAGAGACCAUGAAAGGUGCUCACGGCGAACGUCUUGCAAAGUUCGUCGGCUCCAACUGGAAUCCUGCCAGUCUCGAGCAAGACUUUCAGCGUGUCUUGGAAGAGCAAUCUAGGGACCUCUCCAAGGCUGAGAGCCAACGUGAUGGAGUGAGCAGAGAAUUGGAACAGGUUGAAUUCAAACUGAAGACUGCCAAGAAGACAUUGACUCAGCGGCAAAAGGAGCUCAGCAGUUGUGCCAAAGAGAUUCGAGAAGCCAUCAAUGAAGACCCCGAGGAGUAUCCCGAAGUACUGAGGCAACGACAAGCGCAGCUAGAUGUUGCCAGGAGGGAUGCGGAGCAGACUGCUGGAAUCGGUGACUACAUGAUGCGUUGUCUUGAAACCGCCAGGCAGGCUAAAGUCUGUAGACUGUGCUCAAGGACGUUCAAGGAUGAUGCAGAAUUCACGGUCUUCAGAAAGCGUUUAGAGGGUCUUGUGAAGAAAGCACAAUUAAAUGUGGAAGAGGAGGGGGUUGAGAGAUUUGAAUCCGAACUCGAUACUGCGCGGGCAGCUAGCACAUCCUAUGAUACAUGGACUCGUCUUUCGAAGACAGAGAUUCCUGAUCUAGAGAAGGAGGAAGAUCAAUAUGUUCUCCAACGCGAUGAGCUCCUGGACCAACUCGAGAAUCACGACAAGAUUGUUGGCGAAAAGGCCGAGAAGAAGAGAGAAGUUGAGGCUCUCUCCAAAACCGUUAACACCAUUGCGAGAUAUGACAGCGAGAUCAAGACUAUUCGGUCUCAGAUCCAGGACCUUUCGGCGAAACAGAAAGACACAGCUGCCGCACGCACCCUUGAGGACAUUCAAGAAGAAAUCGCUGGUAUUGGCGAAAAGUCUAGAACUCUCAAGAAGUCACUGGCGAAGCUCUCCAAUGACAGAGAGCAGGCCCGGACAGAGAUGAACAAUCUGGAGUUGCAACUCCGAGACGCGAGAAGCAAGCUUGACAACACAAAGUUCCAGCUCGAGAGGAAAGCAGACCUACUUUCUCGCAUUGAGGAAUACAAGAACCUCAAUAAUCAGCAACGAGAAGCAAUUGAAAAGGCUGACAGGGAUAUCGAGGAAUUGACACCGGAACUUCUCAAAUACCAAGCUCAGUACGACGAUAUUACCCAACGGGUUGAGGGCCGAGAGAGAGAGUUGCAACAAGGCAUCAAUCAACUGUCCGAAAAUAUCCGCCAGUUGGACGUGGCCACGGAAGAGAUUGAUUCUUACAAUGAACGAGGCGGCCCCAGUCAACUAGAGAGAAGUAGACGGGAGUUGCAAACGAUUGAGAAUGAAAUCAGCCAGCUCGAAGCCGAACAAGGGAACAUCACAAAAGAGAUCAACAAGAUAUCUGCGCAGCUCAAGGACAGCGAAAACACAAAACGUCAAUACUCUGACAACUUGACAUAUCGUCAAGCGACCCGAACACUGGCAGAAGUUUCAGCGGAAGUUGAGCAGCUGGCAGCUCAGAAUGCCGAUGUUGAUCGCAGCCGCUUCAAGGACGAAUCGGAGCGUCGAACUCGUGAACAUAACGCGCUGGCUGCAAAGCAAGCAAGCAAGAUGGGAGAGAUGAAAUCCAAGGAUGAUCAGUUGAUGCAGCUCCUAGCGGAUUGGAACACGGACUACAAGGACGCCACGUCGAAGUACAAGGAGGCGCACAUCAAGGUGGAAACCACUAAAGCUGCCGUCGAUGAUCUUGCCCGGUAUGGUGGUGCUUUGGACAAAGCCAUCAUGAAGUAUCACUCCCUAAAGAUGGAGGAGAUCAACGCAAUCAUCGGCGAACUCUGGCAGAAGACCUACAGGGGCACCGACGUCGACACGAUUCUCAUCCGCUCCGACAACGAAAACGCCAAGGGCAACCGAUCCUACAACUACCGCGUCUGUAUGGUCAAGCAGGGCGCCGAGAUGGACAUGCGCGGACGCUGCAGUGCCGGGCAGAAAGUGCUGGCGAGCAUCAUCAUCCGCCUGGCCCUGGCGGAAUGCUUCGGCGUCAACUGCGGCCUGAUCGCACUCGACGAGCCGACCACCAACCUCGACCGCGACAACAUCCGCUCUCUUGCCGAGUCCCUGCACGACAUCAUCCGCACGCGGCAGCAGCAGGCCAACUUCCAGCUCAUUGUGAUCACCCAUGACGAAGAAUUCCUGCGUCACAUGCAGUGCGGAGACUUCAGCGACUACUACUAUCGCGUGUCACGCAAUGAGAAACAGAAGUCGAUUAUUGAGAGGCAGUCUAUCGCCGAGGUUAGUCUCUUCUCUCCCCCCAAGGUAUGCAAUUGUACGAAGAAUGGGCUGACGGAUCCUAGGUCAUGUAAAUUCCACAGCCCAUGCACUCUACUGUUCGAGGCUGCGGUGCCACCCGUAUCUCGUGACUGGUCGACCCUAUGCUGUUACGACCAAGUCAGAGCCCAGGCACUUGGACGAACCCUCGACUUGCUUUCUUUGUACAUUAGUAGCUACAUUCUACGGCCUUUUGAGCUACAUGUUUGCUUCGCAUACCCGCGUUAA